GCUAUUAACUCCACUUAUUUCAUGUAUCAUAAUUAUACAAGUAUGACAGCUUUGCUGCAAGAUCUCAACCAGAAAUAUUCUCAUUUAACCAAAUUGUACAGCAUUGGUAAAUCGGUCGAUGGACGCGAUCUUAACGUCUUGGCCAUUAGUGCUAAUCCUGAUCGACAUGUACCGGGCCAGCCUGAAUUUAAAUAUGUCGGCAAUAUGCAUGGCAAUGAAGUGAUUGGUCGUGAACUGUUAUUAUAUUUGUCUGUCCAUUUAUUGGAAAGUUAUGGUACCGAUAAUGAAAUUACUUGGUUGUUAGAUAAUACUCGAAUUCACAUUUUGCCUUCUAUGAAUCCUGACGGUUUCGAAAUGUCCUAUGAAGGCAAUUGUACUGGUGUUCUUGGACGAUAUAAUCGCAAUGGUGUAGAUCUCAAUCGUAAUUUCCCCGAUCAGUAUAUUCCAGUGAAAAAUCUAUCCCAUCCAUUACAGCCAGAAACAAUUGCUGUCAUGCAAUGGAUACAAAGUUUACCAUUUGUUUUAUCAGCUAAUCUUCACGGUGGAACGGUUGUUACUGUCUAUCCUUAUGAUAAUCUACCAUCCAAUUAUACCGAUCGAACCACGUAUAAUCGAUGUCCUGAUGAUGAACUCUAUCGUACCAUUAGCAAAAUUUAUUCCUAUGCGCAUCCUACCAUGCAUAUCGGCAUGCCCAACUGCACUGUGAAUGAUACCGAGUAUUUCAAAGACGGCAUUAUUAAUGGCGCCGCAUGGUAUGCUAUUCAAGGAAGCAUGCAAGAUUAUAAUUACUUGCAAUCCAAUUGCUUUGAAACCACGAUCGAAGUAUCGUGUUGCAAAUAUCCAACUAGUGACCAAUUACCUCAAUUUUGGCAGCGUAAUCAAAAAUCAUUGAUUCAAUAUAUUAAAGCAGUUCAUAUGGGAGUCAAAGGCUUUGUCCUUGAUUCUCAAGGCAAGCCAAUUUCCAAUGCUACCAUUACCGUCCGUGGCAACUCUCAUACAGUCAUCUCGGCUAAAGAUGGCGAUUAUUGGAGGCUGUUAGUGCAAGGAAAGCAUACUAUCGAUGUGACUGCUUCUGGCUAUGUUAAAACUACUCAAUUAAUUGAACUUUCCAGUAAUAGCGAGGUGACAGUCGUCAAUUUUACUCUACAAGCCGUCACAGCAACACAAGCAACUGUUCCAGUGACUGCUUCAACUGGACAGGGUUUUACCAUCCAGUCCAAUCUCUAUCUUAUAGCUUUACUUUUGACCUCUUUAGUCGGUUUUAUUUUCUAGUUUAGUGCCAUUGCUUCCGAGUAGCCUGCUAGUAGAAUGACUCACUUUGCAUUGUAGUUAAUCUCUUGCUAUUUUCCUUCUCUUGAUUUUCAGUCAUUGGUUAAGUAAAAAUGGAAUGUAUAAAUUGCGUUGAAAAAAUGUUUGUCUUAAUUGUACUGUAGUUGGAU
Molecule: messenger RNA, 1439 nt
Organism: Trichoplax adhaerens
Lineage: Eukaryota; Metazoa; Placozoa; Uniplacotomia; Trichoplacea; Trichoplacidae
Exons: 1
Coding region: 22-1272 (416 amino acids)
Biological process (GO): proteolysis
Molecular function (GO): zinc ion binding; metallocarboxypeptidase activity
Source: RefSeq, a predicted model, not a curated record